AUGCUCAAAAAGCUGACCGCUCGGCAGUACGCCCAGGUGCGGUGUCUGCUCAUUGCGGCACACAUCACUACCUUUGUCUUUUCUCUCGGCAUGCUCGUUGUCGCCGUGUUGAAGCGGUUCCGCUACCUGGGCUACUUCAGGAUUGUGACUGAGCCGGACAGGGACGUGAACAUCUCCAGUGGCCUCAUGGUUGCCAGCGGCGCCGUCGCACUCGUUCAGCCAUUGCUCUUUUUCUGCAUACAUGUUGUGUACCCCCUUGUCCGUCAGCGGCAGUGGGCCGUGCAGUAUGAUCGCAUGCGACGCAGCGCGGGGACUGGGCAACAGGAACAGCAGGCGCAGCAGCCAAUUCAUGCCUUGCAUGCGGAAUUUUUAUGUCACCAAAGUGCUCCGACUCAUUUCGUGCGCACGUCGGCUCUCACUGUUCACGACUCGCACUUGCACCCCCCGCUAAGCAGGAUACACAUCGAAGCGGAGGGGGCGCCACAGGGCAAAGCGGGCGCUGCUACAGAGGCUUCUACCGCUACCGCUACUACCUCUACUGCUACUACCUCUACUGCCGCGGCGGCUGCGUUCGAUACCUCCCCCUCCAAGCCAGGACUAAAGCCUCCACAACCGGGAUCUCCCCUGUCGCUAGAGGCGUCGUCUGGCCCGCCGCAGCAGCUGGAGUCGCAAGGUGCCCGCUUUUUCCCCACACCUCCGCAAAACGCGCGGGUGGCGCCGGGGGGCAGUUGUGUGACGGUGGCACACAAAACAGGAUCUCACCUUUUCUCAUUUCCGCCCAUUUCGGAGACCGAGGCGGAUGUGGUCAAUCCAAUGACGUUGGUCUCUCCCUCGCCAAGUGUCAGGGAAGAGGCCCCAGAGCUGGGAGGCAAGAUGCCUGUGGCUGCCGCGGUGCCGUCGGCGCGUUGCCUCACCAGCGGCUACCCGCCCUUUGGCGUUGGCAAGGUCCCUCCCAGCGUUGGCGCUGGUGAAGCGGUCACGUCUCGCGACAGAUACGAUGACGCGACAGCCGUGGUUGUGACGACAGCAGCAACCGCAGACGACGCUGGUGGCGGUGAAUGCAUUCCUGCUGUGUCUGACCCGGCUCCUUGGCUGCACUCUUACGUGACUCGCGCGAUGGUGAAGUCGCCGGGCAGCGUUGCGAUAUAUGGGUCCGGCGGAAAGGCAUCGAGGCACCCGCACCGAUGGUCGCCGGACACACUGGCACAACACACAUUAGACACGCUGGACGACUUUGCUAGCAGCACCCUCGCUGUUGUCACGGAAGCCACACCAGAUGAUGCGGCAUUCCGACCCAAUGCCUCUGAGGCCCAGAGCACGACUAACCCGUUCCACGCCCCGCCGACUGUCUUUGCGAGCUCUUCGGUGCCGUCGCUGACGCCGCCGCUUUUCUCGAUGCACCCCAACGACGCUAGCGACACCACCAAUACUCAGCAGGCCUGCACAGACGCCUCCUCUGUCACGUCGUCACGACUCUCGGCUGCGGUGACCCCUACAGUGACGCCCAAUGCGGAGGUGCCGCGUGCCGCUUCGGUCCGAGAGAGAGAAGUCGGGGUACUGUCUCGUGAGGAGGUGCUGCCACCAAAAGUGUCUAGCAAUAACGCGUCGCAGCACGGCCAGCGUCACCUCAGCUGCUCGGGCGACUUGCCACGGCGCAGCGCUGCAUCGGCGUUUUUGCGAGCGCUGGCGUGGUUCAUGCCCACCUGCUUCACGGCGGAGGCGUCGCCAUCACAAAGUCAUCCGGCGAGGCGGCCGUCCGCCUCACUUCUGAGCUCCUCCGUUCGGCCUUUGCCGCCCGCGCUUCUUCACAUGUACUUCAACUCCGAAACGAUGUUCCUCUCGCUGCUCAGAGCCUACUACAUCUUCGCGGGUGUCGGGAUCCUUCUCAUGUACUUCUUUGGCAUGCUCUGGCUGGUACGUAUAGAGCUGCAAGGGUUAAACAGUCUCGUGUCGAUGGCAGAAGGAUGGAGCAACGUCUUCAUUUAUCAAGACGUGACGCCUUCUGUCGAUGCUGCCUUGUGCAGUGUGGAGUUGGACCGUAGAUGCAGCGGUGGGUUGAGUCUCUGCAAUGCAACGACGUAUGCCAGCGCCGAGGCGGCGCACAACGUCAGCUGCCCCUUCUGUGAGGCAUCGCAGCAGAGGUUGAUCAGCACAUUUACGCAGCUGUGCUCGAUAGCGUACGAUCCUAGCGUGCGAUACACAAGGGCUUUCCUCAUCUUUCUGACGCUCUCCGUUAUUGCCAGCCUGGUAUCUCUCUGCGUUGCGGUUUUCAGCUGCGGAACAGGUGUUCUGGCGAGUGUCGGCUACGCGGCUCUUUCGAAACGGGAGGAGGUGCUGGAGGCGGAGGUGAUGCUGGAAACAGGAGGUAUCUUCUCCCCUACCGAGAAGGCACAAGGGUUGCACUCUUCGUACCCACCGACGCGCGCCUCAUCACCGCUGCUCCACGCGGCUGCUGCUGAUGAGAUAUCGUCACCGACAACGCCGAUGACCGUGGCGCCCUCACGCGAGCGACUUAUGCACACAUUCGAAGGCCUGCACGCUCCGUCGGCUGCACUGCUGCCACCGUUGUCGGUUGUCAUGGCGGAGAUGUCCAGCAGCGGCGGUUAG
Leishmania mexicana MHOM/GT/2001/U1103 is the source of this 2607-nucleotide messenger RNA. RefSeq lists its product as hypothetical. Lineage: Eukaryota; Euglenozoa; Kinetoplastea; Trypanosomatida; Trypanosomatidae. The transcript has a single exon. Bases 1 to 2607 code for a protein of 868 amino acids. The record is from RefSeq and is a predicted model, not a curated record.